AAAUAUAUAGUUUAAUUUCCAAGAAUGUGUGAUAACAUUUUUAUUAAUUAAAGAAAAUAAAAAUUGAUUAUGUUAAAUGGAUUGGAAAAGUAUUUUAAAGGAACGAAAUCUCAGAUAUCAGCAAGAAAAAGGAGGAAAAGCAUUUGAUCAUGAUAAAAACGAUGAACACCAACUAUUGUUAAAGUAUUAUGAAGAAUAUAAAGCAAAACUGAGUUCCAAUAAUAGCUCAAAUAGCUCAGGAAUACCAAGAUUUUAUUUUAAGUUACCAACAGAUGAUGAUGUUUUGCAACAAAAGUUAAGAGAAGAGUCACGAGCAGUUUUUCUUCAAAGAAAAAGCAAAGAACUUCUUGAUAAUGAUGAACUUCAUGAGCUUUGGAAUCUUCUAGAAAAACAUAGUGUUCCUCCUCCUAAUGGUGAUGAACAAAUGAUUGAUUAUGAAGGUUUUUUAAAAGUUAAAGAAGAAGCUGUCUCUAAAUGCAGUCAGUUCUUCAAACCAAUUACAUAUGCAAAAUUAUUUCAAAAAGAUAGGUUUGGAAGAAUAUCAAUCAUGCAGUUUUUCAAUUAUGUAAUGAGAAAAGUAUGGCUUUAUCAGACUCGCAUUGGUUUAAGUUUAUAUGAUGUUGCUGGUCAAGGUUUUUUAAGAGAAUCAGAUUUAGAAAAUUACAUUCUAGAGUUGAUUCCAACUCUUCCUCAGUUAGAUGGUUUGGAGAAAAAUUUUUAUUCAUUUUAUGUAUGCACUGCUGUUCGAAAGUUUUUUUUCUUUCUUGAUCCUAUGAGAACUGGUAAAAUAAAGAUCCAAGAUGUUUUAUCGUGCAGCUUUCUUGAUGACUUACUUGAGCUUAGAGAUGAUGUUUUAUCGAAAGACAAACAGGAAUCUAAUUGGUUUUCUGCUCCAUCUGCUUUACGGGUAUAUGGGCAGUAUUUAAACCUUGACAAUGAUCAUAAUGGUAUGUUGAGCAAGGAAGAACUUAAACGAUAUGGCACUGGUACCCUCACAAAUACAUUUUUAGAUAGAGUCUUUCAAGAGUGUUUAACCUAUGAAGGUGAAAUGGAUUACAAAACAUAUUUGGACUUUGUGCUUGCAUUGGAAAAUAAAAAAGAGCCUCAGUCGUUGCAAUAUUUAUUCAAAAUUCUUGAUGUCCAGCACAAUGGUUACUUGAACACUUUUGCAAUAAAUUACUUUUUCAGAGCAAUUCAGAAAGAAAUGGAUAAACAUGGUCAUGAAAAAGUCUUGUUACACGAUCUAAAAGAUGAGAUAUUUGACAUGGUAAAACCUGCUGACAAUAUGAAAAUAACGCUUCAAGACCUUAUAAAUAGUGGUCAAGGUGACACAGUUGUUAAUAUUUUAAUUGAUGUAAAUGGUUUCUUGACAUAUGAAAACAGAGAGCUGCUUGUUAUGGAAGAGAAAGAUGAAGUCAUAUAGUUUUUUUAUGGAAAUAAUGAUGUUCACUAUAGAAUGUAGCAAAAAUAUUUGUUUUAAUUUAUCAAGAUUAUCAAUAUUUGGUCAAAUAUAGUUAAAUAAUAUUCAGCUAA
This is a messenger RNA of Hydra vulgaris (swiftwater hydra), 1533 nucleotides long. RefSeq names its product serine/threonine-protein phosphatase 2A regulatory subunit B'' subunit gamma. The record is from RefSeq and is a predicted model, not a curated record. Gene Ontology annotation, biological process: cortical cytoskeleton organization; microtubule cytoskeleton organization; B cell homeostasis. Gene Ontology annotation, cellular component: spindle; centrosome. Lineage: Eukaryota; Metazoa; Cnidaria; Hydrozoa; Anthoathecata; Hydridae.